AUGACUAGUCAUCUGCCUCUUUUUAGAAUUAGAACAGAUCAUGAUUCUAAGUUUGAGAAUUCUCAGUUUCUGAAAUUUUGUGAAGAGAUGGGAAUUGAGCAUGAGUUCUCUGCACCUAUUACACCUCAACAAAAUGGUGUUGUGGAGAGAAAGAAUAGAGUUCUUGUUGAGAUGGCUAGGGUGAUGCUAAAUAGCAAAAAUCUUGCUAAACAUUUUUGGGUUGAAGCUGUAAAUAUGGCUUGUUACAUCUCAAACAGGGUAUUUUUGAGGUCUGGUACCAAACAAACUCUCUAUGAGAUUUGGAAAGGAAAGAAGCCUAAUGUGUCAUGUUUUAGAGUCUUUGGUAGCACAUGCUAUAUUCUGAGAGAUAGGGAGUAUCUUGCUAAGUUUGAUUCUAAGUGUGAUAAGGGAAUAUUUCUAUGGUAUUCCACUUCAAGCCGAGCGUAUAGAGUGUACAACUGUAGGACUAAAACUAUCAUUAAGUGCAUAAAUGUCAAUAUUGAUGAUUUUGCUGCCUCUACUGAGAUGACAUUAGAUGAGGAUGGUCUUUUUCCUCCUCCUCUUGAGCAAGAAUCUCCAGGUCUGGAUCUUGUGGUUGACCUCUCAGCUUUUGGAAAUUCUGUCCCGGUUGACCUGUCAACUCCUUCAACCUCUAGUUUCAUUUCAUCUGUCCAGCUUGCCAGCUCCCAUGCUGAUCAUAGUCCUCUCACUCAAAUUGAGAGUGUCAUUAUUGGUCCUCUUAAUCAGGGAGUGAGAACUAGGAAACAAAUAACUCAAGAAAUUUGCCAUGUGUGUUAUGUCUCAAAUGAAGAACCUAAGAAUGUGAAAGAGGCUUUGGACCAUGGUGAAUGGUUUCUUGCAAUGCAAGAUGAGCUCAUUAGGUACUAA
This is a messenger RNA of Prunus armeniaca (apricot), 888 nucleotides long. The record is from the annotation of a GenBank genome assembly. Lineage: Eukaryota; Viridiplantae; Streptophyta; Magnoliopsida; Rosales; Rosaceae.